This is a messenger RNA of Lycium ferocissimum, 1781 nucleotides long. Its product is annotated as hydroxymethylglutaryl-CoA synthase-like. The record is from RefSeq and is a predicted model, not a curated record. The transcript has 12 exons. Lineage: Eukaryota; Viridiplantae; Streptophyta; Magnoliopsida; Solanales; Solanaceae. Gene Ontology annotation, molecular function: hydroxymethylglutaryl-CoA synthase activity. Bases 113 to 1501 code for a protein of 462 amino acids. Gene Ontology annotation, biological process: acetyl-CoA metabolic process.
CGAACAUUCUCGGCGCCGGUCAGGUUAUUGACGGUCUUACUCUUGAUCCACCCAUUUUUUUAUUUAUUGCUCCAAGUUUAGUUGGAAUAAAACAAAACAAAACAAAUCUGAAAUGGAUUCUCAACCGAAGAAUGUUGGAAUUCUCGCUAUGGAGAUUUACUUUCCUCCUACUUGCCUUCAACAGGAAGUAUUGGAGGCUCAUGAUGGAGCAAGCAAAGGCAAGUAUACAAUUGGUCUUGGACAAGAUUGCAUGGGCUUUUGCACUGAGGUUGAAGAUGUUAUAUCAAUGAGCUUGACAGCAGUUACUUCCCUUCUGGAGAAGUAUGCUAUUGAUCCAAAACAAAUUGGUCGGCUAGAGGUUGGAAGUGAAACUGUUAUUGAUAAGAGCAAAUCCAUCAAGACAUUCUUAAUGCAAAUAUUUGAGAAACAUGGAAAUACUGACAUUGAAGGAGUUGACUCAACUAAUGCCUGCUAUGGGGGAACUGCUGCAUUGUUCAACUGCGUAAAUUGGGUGGAGAGCUCUUCAUGGGAUGGACGCUAUGGUCUUGUAGUAUGCACGGAUAGCGCGGUCUAUGCAGAGGGACCUGCUCGGCCUACUGGAGGAGCUGCAGCCAUUGCAAUGCUUGUAGGGCCUGAUGCUCCUAUAGUAUUUGAAAGCAAGAUCAGGGCUAGCCAUAUGUCACACGCCUAUGAUUUUUACAAGCCCAUCCUUGACAGUGAAUAUCCAGUGGUUGAUGGUAAGCUUUCACAAACCUGUUAUCUCAUGGCACUUGAUACUUGCUACAAGAGUUUAUGCAACAAAUAUGAGAAAUUGGAAGGCAAGCAAUUUUCAAUGGUGGAUGCAGCCUACUUUGUGUUCCAUUCACCAUACAACAAGCUCGUGCAGAAGAGCUUUGGUCGAUUGGUGUUUAACGACUUUCUAAGGAAUGCUAGCUCUAUUGACGAGUCUGCCAAACAAAUCCUCGCCCCCUUUGAGUCCUUAGCCGGUGAUGAAAGCUACCAAAGCCGGGAUCUUGAGAAGGCAUCCCAGCAAGUUGCUAAACCAUUUUAUGAUGAGAAGGUCCAACCUACCACAUUGAUACCGAAACAAGUUGGGAACAUGUACACCGCAUCUCUGUAUGCUGCUUUUGCAUCCCUCCUUCACAAUAAGCAUGCCACAUUGGCUGGUCAGCGGGUAAUCAUGUUCUCCUAUGGGAGUGGAUUGACUGCAACAAUGUUUUCACUGAAGUUUAAUGAAGGUCAACAUCCUUUUAGCUUGUCAAACAUUGCAAGUGUGAUGAAUGUUGCAGAGAAGUUGAAAUCGAGACAUGAGUUCACUCCUGAAAAAUUCGUCGAAAUAAUGAAACUAAUGGAGCACAGAUAUGGUGCCAAGGACUUUGUGACUAGCAAGGAUUGCAGCCUGCUCGCACCAGGAACCUACUACCUAACAGAAGUUGAUUCCAAGUACAGAAGGUUUUACGAGAAGAAGGCUCCCGAGCAUGGACACGUCAAUGGACACUAAACAAGGCCCUUACACUGGGUAAGGCCAUAUAGUUGGCCAGUGUUCUUUUAGUUAUUGUCAGCACAUAGAAGAAUAACUAGUGCUACGGCAAAUUGGAUUGUUAUUACAUGUAGUUUCUUUUCCAGAGUAGAUCUUAUGCCUUUGUUUUUUCUUUUUUCAGUUUCCGACGGGUUCUAAUGUUCUGUAUCUCCUGUCUUCAUCUGUUUGUGAAAUGAUUGUAGAUGAUUGUAAAAGUCAUCAACCUAGUCUUUGAUUGAAAUUCAUUAAGCAGAUUUUCUCA